AGGACAGGCGCAUGCGCUCUGCCGCCUUUAUUCAGAGCAGGCUCUUCGGGGCGGAGAGCAGUGCUGCUGUUUUACCCGAAUAUCAAACCAUCAACAAGCCCGCAGCGGCGCUCAGAGCAGCGGAUAACCCGGCGAGCAGGGCUGUAAAACACUAGAAGAAUGAGCGCCACUGAGUCGGAUUCGCCUUCCUCCUCGGAUGAAUUGCUGAAGUCUUUCCAUGACCAGUGUUUGAACUGUUUACUGUAAUAGCUCUCAGCCAAACAUAUGGUGCACACUUGCCAGCUCGUGUUCACAUACAGUGGCUUGCAAGUAAUAAAGUGCCGUUUUGCACCUUGGCUGAUCACUUUCGUUUCGUUUGGUGGCCUUUUUUGUAUGCGUUGCCCUGGGAUCUGCUGGUUAGCUGGUCCAGUCCUAAAGAAGUAUGGAGACCAACAUGGAGUAUAUUGUAGGGCAGGUAACGCAGAAAGACUUGGGGAGGCGCCUGCAGGUUGGACAGGAGAUCAUAGACUAUGUACUGGACAGACAGAAGUCACAUGAUCUGGAGCAUGACCAGACCAUGCUGGACAGGAUGGUGGAUGGCCUGGCCACUUCCUGGGUCAACUCCAGCAAUUUCAAGGUGGCCCUGCUGGGAAUGGACAUUGUGUCAGCUCUAGUAACACGAUUACAGAACCGCUUUAAAACACUAAUUGGUACAGUCUUGCCUAGUUUAACAGACCGUUUAGGUGAUGCCAAAGACCAAGUGCGCGACCAAGCCCAUUCACUGCUGCUGAAAAUGAUGGACCAAGCUGCCAGUCCACAGUAUGUAUGGGACCAGAUGCUGGGAGGUUUCAAACACAAGAACAACAGGACCAGAGAAGCCGUCUGCUUUUGCCUUAUUUCCACACUAAACAUUUAUGGAGCCCAAGGCCUCACUUUAAGCAAGAUUGUCCCCCAUAUAUGUAAUCUACUAGGAGACCCCACGAGCCAAGUUCGAGAUGGAGCCAUGAGCUGCCUUGUGGAGAUUUACAGACAUGUUGGGGAGAGGGUGCGCAUGGAUCUGGGGAAAAAAGGAUUGCCACAGUCACGCUUGAAUGUAAUCUUUAACAAAUUUGACGAAGUCCAAAGAUCGGGGAAUAUGAUCCUGUCUGCAGAUAAGAACAUUGACGAUGAUGACUCUGUGGAUGGGGGCCGAUCCUCUGCCUCCUCUAAGGGAGCAGCAUCAGCGCGGCGGACAGGAUCCAUGCGCAGGCCAAGCUCCGCCUCCAGCACCAAGAGCACAGGUAAAGAGGGCUCAGGUGCUGGUGCAGUGGAUGAGGAAGACUUCAUCCGUGCCUUUGAGGAUGUGCCCACCAUACAGAUUUACUCCAGCAGAGAGCUGGAGGACUCCAUGAAUAAAAUCCGAGAAGUCCUCUCAGACGACAAGCAUGACUGGGAGCACAGAGUUGCAGCGCUGAAGAAGGUGCGCUCGCUGCUGCUUGCGGGAGCCACAGACCACGAGGGAUUUCUUCAACAACUGCGUCAGCUGGAGAGCGCCUUCAAACUGUCCGCUAAAGACCUGCGCUCGCAGGUGGUCCGCGAGGCCUGCAUCACGCUGGGGCAUUUAUCUUCUGUUCUGGGCAACAAGUUUGACCAUGGAGCCGAGUCCAUCAUGCCCACGCUGCUUAACCUCGUUCCUAACAGUGCCAAAAUCAUGGCCACAUCGGGCAUUGCAGCCAUCCGCCUCAUUAUACGACACACACACUACCCUCGGCUCAUCCCCAUCAUGACCAGCAACUGCACAUCUAAAUCUGUGGCCGUCCGACGGCGCUGUUACGAGUUUUUAGAUCUUUUACUACAGGAAUGGCAGACUCAUUCUCUGGAGAGGCAUGUAGCCGUCCUGAUGGAGACCAUUAAGAAAGGAGUUCAUGAUGCAGACUCGGAAGCAAGAUCUGUUGCCAGAAAGUGUUAUUGGGGUUUCCACGGCCACUUCAGUAAAGAGGCGGAGCAGCUGUUUCAGGCUCUCGAGCUGACCUAUCAGAAGGCUCUCCAGUCUCAUCUUAAGAGCUCGGACAGUAUUAUGUCCCUCCCGCAGUCUGACCGCUCCUCGUCCAGCUCCCAGGAAAGUCUCAAUCGGCCACUGUCUGCAAAAGCUGCAGUAGGAAACAGCAGUGUAACCAGAACUAAAGUCAUUACCUCUAAAGUGUCCUCCACGCCUGGCUCUCUGCAGCGGUCUCGCAGUGAUGUGGACGUAAACGCUGCUGCCAGUGCCAAAUCAAGAAUGCCCACUGUGCCCGCGGCUGCCCCCUUCAGCUCAGCCACAGCACUGCCACCAGGCUCUUACGCAUCACUGGAUGCUACUCCUGGUUAUAUGGAGGGUCGCGUCCGCACCAGGAGACAGAGUUCGGGUAACAGUGCAGGGGGAGGAGUCUCUGUUACAGACAGUAGGGGGCGGAGCCGAGCUAAAGUGGUUUCUCAGUCACAACGAUCCAGAUCAGCUAAUCCAGUGGGUGGUAAGACUUACGCUGGGAGUCGCUCCAGCUCUCCUGGGAAGCUCGGCGGUCAUUCAUAUGGAAGAGUGCCCCGUGCAACAGGUAGUGCGACCCCCUCUGAGAAGCGCAGCAAAAUCCCCCGCAGUCAGGGCUGCAGCCGAGAGACCAGCCCCAGCCGCUCUGGCCAAGUGCGGGGAAGUCGUAUCCCUCGACCCAGUAUGAGUCAGGGCUGCAGUCGUGACACCAGCAGAGAAAGCAGCAGAGACACCAGCCCUGCACGGGGCUUCACUCCCCUGGCAUCCCGGCGCCACUCUCGCUCCACCAGCGCCCUGACAGCGGGUGACACCCUGCAGACAGAUCGUUUUGGUCUGAUCCAUCAGGCGCGUAUAUCUGCUUCAGUUAACGCCAUGCGGAUCCUCAACACCGGCAUGGAGGUGGAGGCGGCUGUAGCUGAUGCUCUGCUUUUAGGAGACUCCAGAAAUAAGCGGAGACCCAUGCGGCGGCGGUAUGAAUCCCCUGGCAUGUAUUCGGAUGACGACGCCAACAGCGACGCGUCCAGCGCUUGCUCAGAACGCUCAUACAGCUCACGGAACGGCGGAGUCCCGCACUACAUGCGUCAGACCGAGGACGUAGCAGAGGUCUUAAACCACUGUGCCAGUUCCAACUGGUCCGAGCGCAAGGAAGGCCUGCUGGGCCUCCAGAACCUUCUGAAGAGCCAAAGAAUCCUCAGCCGUGUGGAGCUGAAGAGGCUGUGUGAGAUUUUCACCAGAAUGUUUGCAGACCCUCACGGCAAGGUGUUCAGCAUGUUCCUGGAGACACUGGUGGACUUCAUCACGCUACACAGAGACGACCUGCAGGACUGGCUCUUUGUGCUGCUGACCCAGCUGCUGAAGAAGAUGGGUGCUGACCUGCUAGGCUCUGUUCAGGCCAAAGUGCAGAAAGCCCUGGACGUCACCAGGGACUCUUUUCCGUAUGACCAGCAGUUCAACAUCCUGAUGCGCUUCAUUGUCGAUCAGACCCAGACCCCAAACCUUAAGGUAAAGGUGGCCAUUCUAAAGUAUAUCGAGUCCCUGGCCAGGCAAAUGGAUCCCUCAGAUUUUGUGAACUCCAGCGAGACCCGGCUGGCUGUUUCCCGCAUCAUCACCUGGACGACAGAGCCUAAAAGCUCAGAUGUCAGAAAGGCGGCUCAGAUGGUGCUGAUCUCGCUGUUUGAGCUGAACACUCCGGAGUUCACCAUGCUGCUGGGCGCUCUGCCCAAAACCUUCCAGGAUGGAGCCACCAAGCUCCUGCACAACCACCUGAAGAACAAUGCCUCAGCCACGGGUUCACCAAGCAACACAGUGGGCCGCACUCCUCCACGCCACCCCAGUAGCCGCACCAGUCCUCUGACAUCACCAACAAACUGCUCUCAUGGAGGCCUUUCACCCAGUCGUAUAUGGGGCUGGAGCUCGAAUGGCCUCUCAAAGCCAACGUGCCCCUUCACUCCCCCUCCUCCCCCUGGCCCACCAACCCCCCCUCACCGGGCCCUGCGACGGGCCUUCUCGCCGAGCAUGCUGGAGUACGACACCGAGAACAUGAACUCUGAGGAGAUCUACAGCUCUCUGAGAGGAGUGACGGAGGCCAUUCAGAGCUUCAGCUUCCGCAGCCAGGAGGAUACCUUUGAGCCCAUUAAACGGGAUACCAAGAAAGACGAUGCGUGUGGCGUGGCGUCCCCUGCUGCUGACCCCCGGCUUGCUACAGAUGUGAUGGAGGGGGGUAGGAUGGCCCUGGAUAAUAAAACCUCGUUGCUGAACACGCCGUCCCCUCGGCAGUUCCUCGGGCCUAGGACUCGAGAGUACAACCCCUACAACUACACCGACUCCAUCAGCUCGUACGACAAGAGUGCCCUCAGGGAGGCUGUGUUUGACGAUGAUGUGGAACAGUUCCGGGAUGGUAAAACCUGUCGUCGACAGGAUUUUGGAGAAAACAAAAUAAUGCAUCCCAAAAGUUUCUCUACUGGACCCACACAGAAUUUGGAGUUGGUGGGUGACCUGCUGAAGGAGCUGUCUGGUCACAGCGAGCGCGUGGAAGAGCGGCGGGCGGCCCUGCUGGAGCUGCUGAAGGUUACCCGGGACGACAGUGUGGCCGUGUGGGAGGAGCAUUUCAAGACCAUGCUGCUCCUGCUGCUGGAAACAAUGGGGGAUAAAGAUCACACCAUCCGGGCACUGGCUCUGCGUGUUCUGAAGGAGAUCCUGCGCAGUCAGCCUGCACGCUUCAAAAACUAUGCAGAACUCACCAUCAUGAAAACACUGGAGGCACACAAGGACUCCCACAAAGAGGUGGUGCGUGCGGCAGAAGAGGCAGCCUCCACGCUGGCUAGUUCCAUCCAUCCGGAACAGUGCAUUAAGGUUCUGUGUCCCAUCGUCCAAACCGCAGACUACCCCAUUGACCUGGCUGCCAUUAAAAUGCAGACCAAAGUCAUUGAGCGGAUCCCCCAGGAUUCUCUGCACCAACUGCUGCCUGACAUCAUCCCUGGCCUGCUGCAGGGCUAUGAUAACACUGAGAGCAGUGUGAGGAAAGCCAGUGUUUUCUGCCUGGUUGCAAUCUAUUCAGUGAUUGGGGAAGACUUGAAGCAACAUCUUGGUCAGCUUACUGGCAGCAAGAUGAAACUGCUGAACCUGUACAUCAAGAGAGCUCAAACAACCAACAGCAACAGCAGCAGCUCGUCUGACAUCUCUUCCCACAGUUAAACCAACCAAUCAUCUGUUCCAGCCCUAAACCAAGCCUAGCCUCACUCCUAGUCCAGUUCAGUUCUGCUCGGUUCUGCUGGGAAGGUUAAUCUCAAAACUCCUCCACAGUCUUAAGGUCUUAAUAAGGUCUUAUUUAAACCCCUUCAGUUCUAAGGUUUUGAGAUUGUGCCCACAUUUCAGUGCCUGACUCUCUUGACUACAGAAAGCACUUAUUAGUUUCAACCUAGUUAUUGAGUAAUAUGUGAUUUUAGCCUUAAACUCGGUUCUAUUAUUAAUUUUUAUGCUUUUUAUCCAGUAUCUACUAUGAGUGAUUCUACAAUUGCUGUUAAACUAAUGUGUUUUUUGUGCAGUCAUAAGAGUAAGGAAUUAAAGACUUGGCAACCUUGAUUACCCAAGGGGUUAAAAUAGGAUUGAGAAUGGGGACUGGACUAGACUGGACUGGACUGGGAUGGGCUACAUAAGGAGAGCAAACAUGACUCAGUCCAGUUCUGUUAAGGCUCUUACCUUGACAUCAUUCCAUCACUGCUGUGGCAAACCUGUUUUGUACAAAGAAUCUCCGUUAUUUCCUCAUGUUUGGAGACAGAUUUACUGCAGCUCCUUGAACAUAUUACCAUUUGAAGCACAUACAAUCCAAGUAAGGAAAGAAAAUGAUUGCCUGCAGAAAGCAUUCUGACCAAUCAUCAACUCGCCAUGUUGCUUUUACCUAGUGUCAGCUGCUUCUGUAAAUCAGGCAGCCUUUUUAUAGUGAAUGUAAAAGAACCGGAGCGGUGGCCGUUCAUUCCCUUCGUAGGCUUAGUAGUUGACCUCCUACUCACUGCUGCCUCCGAUUUCUGGAACAUUCUCUAAUUUGUGCAUGACAGAUAUUGGUAUCUAGGCCAAUAUUGUUUUUUGGGAGUGGGGUGCAUUCAAAACUAUAUAUGCAAAAGAACAGAGAUUGUAUUUGUACAGUAAUUCUUUCAUUAUGCCCAAGGGGAAUGGAGAACAAAAAGGACAAAAAGAAUGGGGUGAAUUUAUUCAUUUUAUUAAUUUGUUCAGUGUGUAAAAUAUACAUAGAUAAUUUAAUCACCCAUUCCUCAUGUCUUAUUUUUGCUUAAUCAUUUGGCUGGUCCAGUGACUUACUCAAGAAGAAGGUCUGUCCCGAAUAAAAUUUUUGAAAUAUUGCAGAAUUUAAGGUGAAGAUAAAAUGCUUUUAUUGCCUUUAGAGUUGAAGCCCAAUGUGAAGACUGAUUGAUGUAUGACUGAUUUGAAGAAAGCCUUGAUCACAAUCUGUCUUAAUGGCACAUUUAUAGGCUAAAGGACAAUUUUCAGCUAAUUUCAACCAAGCUGUGUUUGGUCUUUCUCAAAUUCUCAAAUAAUACAACUAGAGAAUGACUUUAGUUUAAUUUAGAAGGAGAAGGAUAUACAGGCUCUGAUAUCACGUGCGUAGUAGAAUUAUAAAAUUUUUAGAGCAAUAAUUCUAAUUAAAAAUGAUCCAAAUUGGAUUUACUCUUAGUCAAACCACUGUUUAAACCCAAUUCUCUGGUUUUUGGAAGGUGUGUAUGCCUGUAUGGUCUUUUAGAGCGCUUAGGGCCCUUACAACAUUUUUAAGCUGCUUUAAAUUGACCCACGGCUCUUUAAUUAUUAUACUGAGCUGUUUGUUUAUGAAUGUUCAGAGUGUGUUCAUGUGUUAAGAUUGGUUUACGUUACUAAUAGGCCUUACCAUGUACCCGUACCCGAACAUUUAUACAUUUCUGAUGAAACGUUACUGUUUUCUUAAAUGUGAAGACACACAUGUUGUAUGUGUGAAUGGGUUUUGCUGGGGUUUGGAAUGGUUUGAAAGUUCUCAAAUGCAGCCUGGAGAUGGAGUCCUUGCUACAGUUGUUGCAUUUGGUAAUAUGGUGGCAAGUUUGUGGCAAAUUAUAAAAAUUGAGCAGAAGUUUUAAAGAUUGUAAUUCCCUGUAGAAAUGCAGAAUUGUGUCAGGAGCAAACCCAAUGAAAAUAAAAAAGCUAGUGUAUAGAACAGGUCUAAAUUAAAAUAAAUUAAAUAAAAUAUAUUUCUGUCAAUAAAUCUGUCGCUAGAUAAAAUCAAACAGCUAGCAUUUAGCAGUUGUGAUAUUACACUAAUUGGUUUAAUUAAUUUGCUAAAGUAAGAAAAAGUCAUUUUACUGUGGAAAAAAUAAUAUUGUCAACAGCAAAAAUAAAUAAAUAAUUAAACAGCCAGUUAGCAAAAUCAUACUAAUUGGUGACUUCCAUUUAAUAUUACACAUUAACAUAAAUAAGAAAACAAUGGAAUGAAUGUAAUUUUCAGUUAGAAAAAAAUGUUUUUAACAACAAACAGCCAUGAAUAAAAAAUGUGCGUUUGGCAUUUUGCUAAUAUGUGGCUUUUAUUCACUGUUAGUCAUGUUGGCAACAACAAAAAUAUUUCAGUCGAAAAAUACUAACACUAAUUAUAGUAAAUAAAACAAACAAUGGCCAGUUAGCACUCUAAUUCUGAAUUAUAAUUAAAACUAUAACUCACAGUAAUUUUCAGUCACAAAUAUAAAACAUAAAACAUAUGGUAUAUACAUAUACAUAUAGAACUAAACAAAACUGGUGAAUUCAAUUCACUAUCAGACUUGUUAACAUGAGAAAAAAUAAUGAAUGUCAUUUUUAAUCAGAAAAAAAGUUGUUUCUGACUAAAACAUACAAUAGUCACAAAUGAGCAGUUUAUUUAAUGACAUCGAGUUAAUUGCUGAAUCACUAUUAGACAUGAUAUUCAACGUAAAAAAUGGAAUGAAUGUAAAUCCUGUCAGUUUGUAUUAGCAACACAAAAAAGUCAUUAAUUAUCAGUCAAAAAAAUAAAAAAACUAACAGUGGAGGAAACCAUUGGCAGACAGUUAGAACCCAGCAAACUGAUAGCUGCCAUUUGCCUUUAGCUAUGUUAGCAUCUGAGAAAAAUGAAACAGAAUUAAAGUCAUUUUUCGCAAAUAAAUCUGAAAUGUCGCUAACAUUAAAUAAAAAAAUGUGCUGCCAAACACAAGCAUUAUGUGAACUACAACUAUCAUGCUAACUGGCUAAGCGGAUUUCAUUAAUUGUUAGCCACAUUUAGCAUGUUUAUUAAAUUUCUUACUCUAUGACAGCUUUUUAAAGCUUUUUUCACAGUUUUAUUUGAAACAGGCUGAACUGAAGAGUGUUUCUCAGACAUGUGCAGGUUUUUAGAGGUUGGAUCUCUGUAAGAACAUCUCCUGAUCUCCUCUCUUGUCCCCUCUGCCGUGAACACAGUACUGUAACGAUUUGUGGAGUAAGCGACUUUGUGUGUGAAGCUAAGUGAACUAAUGUAGGUGACAGAGUAAUAAGUCUCCUGGUCGUGUGUAUAGUGUAGAUAUGUUUACAUGUACACUUUUUGCAUAGAGAGCUCUGUGCAGGCUUGCCGGCAUCCCAGGCUUACAGACAUCUCAGACGCUGAUUUACCUUAUUUUCCUAUUCAUGACUAAUGACGAACGCCACCCACCUCUUACAUUACAAGCAACUUUGUUCUCAUCAGCUGCAAAUAAGACUGCAUGAGUGAGUGUGUUUUCUCUCUGUGUGUAUGUGUGUAUGUUUCUGUGUGUAUGUGUGUGCGAGUGUUUGAGUGUGUGUAUAAGGGAAAAGCCAGUGUUCCAUAGAGGACUGUUACAAUUGCAGCCAGUACAAUGCUUUAUCGCUUCUGCUGACAUACUGAAAUGUUACACAAUGCCACCUAUCGCUUACUGCGCAUGCCUUUUGUUUAGCUGCUCUUAUUUAAUAUAUCCAUAUCUGUAUUUAUAUAUUUGUUUUAUUUUAUGUGCUUUACGCCGACUGUACAUAAAAAAAGACCCUGUUUUUGGUUAACUUUCACCUGUGAUAGAAUUUGCAAUCUGUAAAAUGUUGUUUGCUCUAGAUAAACGAAACCUCUGAGUUUUCCAUUCCUCA
Molecule: messenger RNA, 9085 nt
Organism: Astyanax mexicanus (Mexican tetra)
Lineage: Eukaryota; Metazoa; Chordata; Actinopteri; Characiformes; Acestrorhamphidae
Gene: clasp1b
Product: CLIP-associating protein 1-B
Exons: 43
Coding region: 422-5176 (1584 amino acids)
Biological process (GO): mitotic spindle assembly
Cellular component (GO): mitotic spindle; spindle microtubule; cytoplasmic microtubule
Molecular function (GO): kinetochore binding; microtubule binding
Source: RefSeq, a predicted model, not a curated record